Messenger RNA from Fundulus heteroclitus (mummichog), 2665 nucleotides. Its product is annotated as cerebellar degeneration-related protein 2-like. The record is from RefSeq and is a predicted model, not a curated record. NCBI's taxonomy places the organism in Eukaryota, Metazoa, Chordata, Actinopteri, Cyprinodontiformes, Fundulidae. The transcript has 6 exons. Bases 520 to 2001 code for a protein of 493 amino acids.
UCAUUACGGUAAAUGGAUUUAAAAGGAUAGCUUCACGUUGGCAAGCUUGCACGCUUGAGUCGAGGCAAGAAGCGCGGCCUGCACGAGCUGCACGUGAAGGCAUCGCGGGUGCGCAGCUGAUGGAGAGAGGAGGUGCGGCUCUGGUGUCGUGCUCGCCACGUCUCUGCCGGAGCAUCUGCGACGGCUGGCCGGAGCUCCGGGGCGGGCCGGCGGUGCUUACGCUGGGUCGGCAUGUCGAGAGAGGGAUGCGACUGAAGGAAGCAGCAGAGAAGCGGAAGGAGAGAGGAAACACGUAGAGCCGCCCUCCCCUCACUGAGAGAGACGGGAGCCUGCAGCCGGCCGGGGAGCAGCUUUUCUAGGGGAGAGGACCGCUGCUCUGCUCGGCUCCUGGAGGAGGCUCCUUCCUGCCGCCGCCGCUGGAGGGUUAUUGUUCCGCCAGAGAGAGAGAGGCGUUGGCGGGGCUGCUGCUGCUGCUUGUCUUCUUUUAUUUUCCUCGCUGUCUGAACGGAGGGGACACCCAUGCUCAGCUCUGGGACAAUGGAGGAAUUCGUAACCGAAGAGGAAGAGCCUUGGUACGACCAACAAGACCUGGAGCAGGAUCUCCACUUGGCAGCAGAGCUGGGGAAGACUUUACUGGAGAGGAACAAAGAGUUGGAGGAUUCUUUGCAGCAGAUGUACAUCACUAAUGAGGAGCAAGUGCAAGAGAUUGAGUACCUGAGCAAGCAGCUGGAGGUCCUGCGGGACAUGAACGAGCAGCAUGCCAAAGUGUACGAGCAGCUGGACGGCACAGCCAGAGAGCUGGAGCGCACCAACCUGACGCUGGUCAGGGACAGCAAAGCCUCGCAGCAAAAGAUCGACAGCUUGACGGGGAACAUCGAGACCCUGCAGAACCAGGUGGAGUCUCUGUCCGCGCAGGUGGAGCAGCUGCGCUCCAUGGAGCAGCUCCGAGUCCGGAGGGAGAAAAGGGAGCGCCGCAAGACCAUCCACUCCUUCCCGUGCCUGAGGGAGCUCUGCACGGCGCCGAGGUACGAGGAUGAGUUCGUGGUGGGCAGGGCCGAGAGCUUCACCGUGGACGCCAGGCGCCAGCCGCACGAAGAAGACAACCAGCACCUGAGGGAGGCGGUGUCGGCGCUGAGAGCCGCCGUCCGGACCGAGAGAGGCCGAAGGGAGGGAGUGGAGAAGGAGUGCAACCUGCUGGUCGCAGAGUUCUCCCGGCUGCAGACGCGGGUGCAGGAUGCCGAGAGCUGCCAGGCGCGCGUACGGGAGCUGGAGACGGAGCUGCAGGAGCUGCAGCAGCUCCGUCGGGCUCGGACCUUCCUGCUGAGCGGCGAGGACGACGGCGUGGCCCUCACCCAGACCGUCCUCAGCAUCACCCCGGAGACCGACACCUUCCUGGAAGUGGAGGACGCGGAGGGGGGCGGCGGCGUGAGGGAGGAGACGGAAGGCGGAGGAGGCGUCAGAGGCGAGGCGCUGCCAGAGUCCAGCCCCGUGAGGAAGAGCUGCAGCGACACGGCGCUCAACGCCAUCGUGGCCCGGGACGCCUCCGGCCGCAGGAGAGGCAGCUACGCUCUGCACGCCAACAGCGUGAGGAAGCGGGGGAUGUCCAUCCUCAGGGAGGUGGACGAGCAGUACCACGCCUUACUGGAGAAGUACGAGGAGCUGUUGGGCAAAUGCCGGCGGCACGAGGAGAGCCUGUGCCACGCCGGCGUCCAGACUUCCCGUCCUGUUUCCCGUGACCCGUCCAUGAAAGACUGUGCCAUGGGUCCCGUCCCGGCACCGCCCCCCACCCCCACCCACUCCCCCUCCACCCCCGAGGCCAUCGAGAGCAUCAGCAAGCAGGUGGAGGCAGUAGAUAAGCGGCUGGGACAGAACACUCCAGAGUACAAGGCCCUUUUCAAGGAGAUCUUCUCUCGCAUCCAAAAGACCAAAAUGGACAUCAAAGCUACCAAAGCGGCUAAAGCAAGCAAAUCGGGCAAAUCUGGCAAAUCAAGUAAACACUAAGAUCACACUAAUCAGCUCUGCAGAGGUCGAGGAAGUUGCCGUUUAAGUAUUUUAGUCUACACAGUCUUAUAGAGGGUGCUACCACCACAACUAACGCAAUGAUCUCAUCCAUAACUAAGCUAAACCCCGCAGAAAAUCAACCAAAUCGGAAGUGCAUGCCAUCACUUAGGAAGCGUGGCAGGAAUCUAGCGACGUUUCUAGAACCCGACUUAAAUGGCAGACGCUUCAAUGUUAUUCUCCACCAUUGUGUUGUACAUCAUACUGGGGAAAAAAGUCCUUUUUAGGCCUACUUAACUGCCUUACUAAUCCAACACGUCACACUUAUUAUACCAUACUGUAGCUGUGGCAAAAUGCCUCAGCAUUGCACUUAUAGUUCAGGUUUAAGUAAAAUAAGACAAAUGGACUCCUAGAGGGGUAGAAAGCUAAAUGUAACAAUUACUCAAGGUAUAUCUGUGCUUCUUUUAGAAGCUUCAAAAACAUGUAUGUAUCCCCUAUAGGAGAAGAGCUGAUCUGGCAUACAGCGCCUAAUCGUUUCAACAUUUCAACCUUAAUUGUGUUUUUGUUAGGAUUUUGUGUGAUAGAGCACACAACAAGAAGUAGUCUAUUAUUGGGAAGUAGAAAGAAAAUGGUCAAGACUUUUUUUUAUUUUUUAUUACAGUUAAAA